Messenger RNA from Ostrea edulis (European flat oyster), 1169 nucleotides. RefSeq lists its product as uncharacterized. The record is from RefSeq and is a predicted model, not a curated record. The transcript is spliced from 3 exons. Bases 381 to 875 code for a protein of 164 amino acids. Lineage: Eukaryota; Metazoa; Mollusca; Bivalvia; Ostreida; Ostreidae.
AAACUUUAAUCGCAAUGCCUGAUGGAGCCGAACAUUACGCACAAUUUUAUCUUUCCUACUUCAAGUUUACACACUGUGCUAAAACUGAAACUUUAAUGAAUUGUAUUCACACAAUAUGGGACAAUAUGUAAAGGCCACUGUUUUCAUGAGCGUUGUACAUAUUGCUUCUGUCUAAGAUUAGAUAUGUGUUUUCUAUUAACUGUUGUGCAUCGACACAUGCGGUUAUGCUUCGUUACUUCUCAAGUUCAGAAGAUAAGAUUCUUGCAAUUUCAUUUCACUGAGAAGAAAGAGUUUACUUGGAGGGUAAACAAAAUCGCUUUAAUUUGGAUCUAGUUACAGACGGGAAUUUCGUCCAAUGGAUCUGACAUUGUGGGGAAUCUAUGGAAGAUUUUCUAGACAUUCGAUCGAGCCCUAAGUUGUCGUCUGCGCUUCUGUUGACAGCGGCGUUUGUUCACGUGAUCGGAUACUCAUCCACUCAUUGGUCAGACGGGGGUGUGUUUUACACGGGACUGUGGAAAACGUGUAUCCUGACCCCCACGUUUCACUGUCUUGAGGAUGCUUACACGGCAGGUUGGUUUGGUGCUACCCAGGCCUUUGAGACGAUCGGACUGAUUGCUGGAUUUGUUGGUCUGAUACUAACCAUCCUAUACAUCUUCGUAACCCAAACAGCUGGUAAUCGAGUGCUGUUUAUAAUCGACCUCCUAGCGGUGGGAAUAGCAGCUGGAUCAACCCUCCUUGGGGUCAUAAUAUAUGGUGCAAAUGCCAGCGCCCUCUCGUGGUCGUUCGCACUGGCGGUCAUAGCCGGACUGGUAUAUGGUGUGGCCGGAGCCUUGAUGGUCAUCCAUCUGCUCAAACCAAACCUCGUCCAGGGCUGAUGCAGUAGGGAAAUAUGUCUCCCGAGAUGUUCUGGCUGCUAUAGGAGUGGGCGUUUUAUGAGAUAGAUAGAAGGGUGUUGCAUUUUGCAGCAUCGAAUCACAUCUUCCAAGCGCACGAUAUAGUUUUAUUUUUGAUUUCUUUUAUAGCUAAACUAUUUUUAAUUAAAAUUAUGAUAGGAUUUUUUAAAUAUACACGUGCAUGUCUUCCUUGUAAGAAGGAAAUUGUAGAUAGUUUGGGACUUUGUAUCAUGUUUUUACAACCGGUAAUGUAAAAUAAAUAUUUCUAUUUAUGUA